AUGCUCGGAAACUCAAUGGAAUUUGCAGUGGCAACUUAUGCACUAUUUAAGCUUGGUGCUAUACUGGUCCCGCUCAAUCCCUCCUUCAACGCCAUGCAGGUAGUCUCUGCUCUGAGCCACCUCGAAACUAGCCAUCUCAUCAUUAGCGCCGAGUCCAACCUUCCUCGCAAAAGUCCUCGGAGCAAUAUAGCUAUCCUCCAACAUCUCAUUGAAGACCUCUCGAACCCGAAGGUACAAUCCGCUCUAGUUCCCUCGUUGAAGCAGGUCAUACUCGUGGACAACUCUUCCGGUCGCAUGGAUUUGUCUCCAUACAAGAGCCUAACGCCAUUUUCAUCAAUCAUGUCACACAUUCCUGCGGAUGGCCUUGCCCUACCAGAGCAGAACCUCUCCCCAGACGAUAUUGUGAACAUUCAAUUUACGUCCGGUACCACGGCUAUGCCAAAAGCUGCAUGUCUAAGCCACCGCUCCAUCCUAAAUAACGGCUCACAAAUCGGAGAUCGCAUGCUCCUCACCCCGGACGACAUAGUCUGCUGCCCACCACCACUGUUCCAUUGCUUCGGAUGUAUCCUAGGCUACAUGGCAACGGCAACACACGGCUCAGCCAUAGUAUUCCCAGCCGAAUCCUUCAACGCCCGCGCUGCCCUCAAAGCAGUGCAAGAAGAGAAGUGUACCGCGCUCUACGGUGUCCCGACAAUGUUCCUCGAGGAACUCAGUUUGGUCGAAUCGGGGGAGAUCUCCAGCGAAGGCUUCGAAUAUCUACGAACGGGCAUCGCGGCUGGAAGUAGCAUUCCGUCAGAGCUGAUGAAGAAGCUGCACAGAGUCUUGAAUCUAACUGAGCUGACAAUAUGCUAUGGCAUGACGGAGACCAGCCCUGUGUCCCUUAUGACUACCACGAAUGACCCACUUGAUCGAAGAAUCAACACCGUGGGAAGAUUGAUGCCGCAUGUGGAGGCUAAAGUUGUGAACCCUGCAAACAAGAAACAGAUCCUCCCAAUAGAGACACGCGGCGAGUUGGCUGUGAGUGGGUAUCUCCUCAUGAAGGAAUAUUGGGGAGACCCAGAGAAAACAGCCGAGGUGAUGAUCGCAGAUGAUGAUGGGAAGAUUUGGAUGCAUACUGGAGACGAAGCUUCCAUGUCACCAGAUGGGUAUGUCACCAUCACCGGCCGCAUCAAGGACUUGAUCAUUCGCGGUGGCGAGAACAUUCACCCCCUGGAAAUCGAAAACUGCCUGCUAGGCAAUUCCGGAAUUGGCGAUGUGUCCAUCGUCGGGGUUCCAGAUGAGCGAUAUGGUGAGGUCGUGGCCGCCUUUGUGAUUGCGCGAGAACAAGGACCCGAAUCCAUCACUGCCAAGGAGAUUCGAGAAUGGGUUCGCGAGAGGCUGAGCAGCCACCUCGUGCCUAAAUACGUUUUCUUCCUGGGGCCAUCAGAUACGUUCCCUAAGACUGCGAGUGGCAAGAUCCAGAAAUUUAAGCUCAAAGAGCAGGCAAUCAAGCUCCUGGCUGAAGGGAAAGGGCAGUAG
Penicillium cinerascens is the source of this 1518-nucleotide messenger RNA. RefSeq lists its product as uncharacterized. Gene Ontology annotation, biological process: fatty acid metabolic process. NCBI's taxonomy places the organism in Eukaryota, Fungi, Ascomycota, Eurotiomycetes, Eurotiales, Aspergillaceae. Gene Ontology annotation, molecular function: medium-chain fatty acid-CoA ligase activity. The record is from RefSeq and is a predicted model, not a curated record. The transcript has 5 exons. The coding region runs from base 1 to 1518 and encodes 505 amino acids.